ACGCUUGCAACUCCAUCAUGUUUAAGCAAGGUGAGGGACUGUACGACAUGUGCCUUCUUGGCAACGACAAAGUCUCUGAAGAGGGCUUCAUGGAGAACCUUACCACACGGUUCAACACGCGGAAUAUCUAUACGUACAUCGGCGAACAAGUGGUUUCGGUCAACCCGUUCUGCUACCUCGACAUGUACUCGGAGGCGACCAUGGACGAGUACAUCGGCCGCGCCAUGUACGAGGUCUCGCCGCACAUCUAUGCGCUGGCGGACGACACGUACCGUGAGCUGAUGUCGAGCAAGGAGAACCAGUGCGUGCUCAUCACCGGCGAGUCAGGCGCCGGCAAGACCGAAGCGUCGAAGAUCUUCAUGCAGUACAUUGCGUACAUCUCGUCGUCGUCGUCGAUGGCCGGCGACAUCAAGGACAAGCUCCUCAAGUCGAACCCAAUCUUGGAGGCGUUUGGCAACGCAACGACGCUGCGGAACAACAACUCGUCGCGAUUCGGCAAGUACAUGGAGAUCCAGUUUGACUACGGCGGAGCGCCCGUCGGUGGGCGCAUCUCGCAGUACCUGCUGGAAAAGUCGCGUGUGGUGACCCGUGGCGAGGGCGAGCGCUCGUUCCACGUCUUUUAUCAGCUGCUCUCGCAGACUGGCCGGCUCGCUGCGCUCUCGCUCGACGCCGACCCGUCGGCGUACAACUACCUCGCGUGCUCAGGCUUGUACUCGGUCCCAGGCAUUCGCGAUGCCGCCGACUUUAAGGAAAUGGAGAACGCCAUGCGAGUGCUUGGGUGGGCCAAGGCCGACCUUGACAACUGCAUGCGCAUUCUUGCUGCCAUCCUGCACCUUGGCAACCUCGACUUUGAGCCGGACGCACGCGCGUCAGCCGACCUCAACACCGACUGUGUGGCGGUGUCGAACCCGCAGCUCCUCGCCAUUGUCGCCGACCUGCUGCAGGUCGACUACGGGGCGCUCGAGUCCGCACUCAAGUCGCGGUCUAUCUCAUCGGGUGCGUCAGCGCGGCAGUCGCACAUCAUGGUCCCGCUUGACCUCGAUCAGGCGUACUUUACCCGCGACGCGCUGUGCAAGGGCCUCUACGCUGCGCUCUUUGAGUGGGUCGUCGACCGCAUCAACCUCAACAUCCAGGCCUCGGCCUCCAACGCCUCCGAGGUCGUCAUCGGCGUCCUCGACAUCUACGGCUUUGAGAUCAUGGAACUCAACUCUUUUGAGCAGUUCUGCAUCAACUACUGUAACGAGAAGCUUCAGCAGCUGUUCAUCAACAAGGUGCUCAAGUCGGAGCAGGCCGAGUAUGCUGCCGAGGGCAUCGCCUGGACCGAGAUCGACUACUUUGACAACGAGCCCAUCAUCAGUAUGAUCGAGGGCAAGGGUCGCGCCCAGCCGGGCAUCAUUCCGCUCCUCGACGAGGCCUGCCUUGUCGGCCGAAACACGCCCGUGACGGUGGUCGAGAAGUUUGCCGGCUCCCUCUCGGCCUCGGCUCACUUUGACGCCACCGUCGGCGAGCCCGAGGAGUUUGUUAUCGACCACUACGCCGGCGCAGUCAUGUACAACACCGGUUCGUUCCUGUUUAAGAACAAGGACACGUUCUUUGACGACCUCGUCAUGGCGCUCAUGACCUCGGCCAACUCGAUGGUUGUCGAGAUGUUCACACCCAAGGCGAGUGCGGGUGGCGGCGGCGGACGCGGGCGCGGCGGACCAAGCUCGUCGGCGGGCGGCUCGCGGUUUGGGAGCGGGCGCGGCCGGCAGGGUGCCGGCGGCGGCAAGACCCGGCCCAAGACUGCCGGGUACAAGUUCAAGACCUCGGUCUGCGAGCUUAUCGAGAAGCUCGACGCGUGCACACCGCACUACAUCCGGUGCAUCAAGUCGAACGACGAGAAGCGGGCCAACUACCUCGACGCCGAGCGUGUCCGGCACCAGAUUGUGUACCUCAACCUGGUGGAGACGGUUCGGGUCCGGCGUGCUGGAUUCUGCAACCGCCAGCCGUACGAGCGCUUCCUCUGGCGGUACAAAAUGAUCUCGCCCCAGACAUGGCCGGUGUGGCGCGGCUCACCCCGCGACGGCGUCGUCGCCAUUCUCGACCACAUCGGCGUCGACCGGUCCGAGUACGAGCUCGGCCGCACCAAGCUGUUUAUCAAGGACGCGCCGACGUUCAUGCUCGUCGAGCAGCGGCGGAUCGAAGAAAUGCCCAAGGUGGCAGUCAUGAUCCAGAAGGUCUGGCGCGGGUACUCGGUCCGCAAGAACUUUGUGCAGCACCAGAUGGCGUUCAAGAUCCAGGACCUCUGGCGGCGCUACCGCUCAAAGCGGUACUUCCGGGCUGUUGCCGAGGUCUUUGCCGGCGUUGAGUCGGAUCCGAACUGGGGGCGGUAUAUCCAGUGGCCGCGUGCCGAGACCACGUUCAUUGCGUCGGGCGUGGCCAACCUCAAGAAGGUCCACCUCAACUGGUGGGCGUACAACAUGGUCACCUCGCUGACCGAGGCGCAGCAGGGCGUGAUGCGGCAAAAGGUCGAGGCGCACACGCUGCUCUCGGGCCGCAAGCCGUGGAACUGCAACGCGCCGUUCAAGGGCGACUACCUCGAUGACCCGGCGACAAACCCUGGCUUUGCAAAGUACAAGCACGCCAUCGUGACUCUCUUCCAGGCCGGCGGUGACUCGAUGAUUCGCUUCGCUGCCAACGUCGAGAAGGUCAACCCCAAGGGCAAGCCACAGCUCCGCACCUUCGUCGUCACCGAUGAGAACAUGUACAAGUACGACCCGAAGAAGUUUGUCGUCAAGAAGGAGGCGAUCCCGCUUGCAGAGGUGACCAAGGUCUCGGUCUCGCCCCAGGGCGAUGGGCUCGUCGUCAUUCACAUGAAGAAGCCCAUCCGCGAUGUUGUCCUCAACGCCGCCGCCCCUGGCGCGCCCAACCUUCUGCCGGAGCUUGUCUCAGCCAUCUCCUCGCAGUACCUCAACCUCACUGGCCGCCGCCUCGAGUGCGCCGUCAACGACCGCAUCGAGUUCAACAACUCGGUCGUGGCCGACCCCAACAAUCCGACCGUGACCAAGGCUCCAGGCACCGCCGCCGUUGUCUCGUUUGUCAAGUCGGGCGCCGUGCCCGGUAGCGUGUGGAAGAAGGGCAAGGGUGUCCACAUCGUCGAGUGGGCGUAGUCGCCCAACAAUGAGAUGCUCUUAAUUGUCGUUGCAGACCAGAUAAAGAGGCUCUCGCGCAAGA
Thecamonas trahens ATCC 50062 is the source of this 3213-nucleotide messenger RNA. RefSeq names its product myosin IE heavy chain. Gene Ontology annotation, biological process: vesicle transport along actin filament; actin filament organization. Lineage: Eukaryota; Apusomonadida; Apusomonadidae. Gene Ontology annotation, cellular component: vesicle; actin cytoskeleton; cytoplasm. The record is from RefSeq and is a predicted model, not a curated record. Gene Ontology annotation, molecular function: actin filament binding; microfilament motor activity; ATP binding. The transcript is spliced from 3 exons. Bases 18 to 3149 code for a protein of 1043 amino acids.